Molecule: messenger RNA, 3407 nt
Organism: Drosophila rhopaloa
Lineage: Eukaryota; Metazoa; Arthropoda; Insecta; Diptera; Drosophilidae
Gene: s-cup
Exons: 3
Coding region: 760-2361 (533 amino acids)
Source: RefSeq, a predicted model, not a curated record
CUCAGUUGCAGCAGCGCAACGCAUUUGCCCAGACGCACAACUCGCGAUUCGCGGCCAAAACUUAGAGUUACGGAAAUAGACUUGCCUUGGCCAUCGAUCGUUGUAACAACUACACUCGGAAAACAAAAAUAAACUUUUAUGGAAAAAAUAAAAAUGCAUAUCCAGUUCUCAUAUCAACCAGUGUCUCCAUUUGCUUUUAAACGGAACAGCAAAGAAAUUUAUCCAACAAAUUAUUAAAUAUUAAGUGUGCAGUACCAGUAAAAAUGAAUAUUUAUAAAAUUUAAAAUAUCAAAUAUUGAUAAACGUGAAAAAUAAUAAGUGCGUACGUUUUUAAAAUGUAAACAUAAAAAAUGUACUAUGUAUUUGGGUACUUAUGAAAAAGAAGUUACUUGUACUUUGAAAGAUAAAGUGUUUGAAAUAUUCCAUAGAUAUCUUUGUUAGCACUGAAUGUUUUGAGAGUUGAAAAACCUGAGCGUGAUUUAAGAAAUUGGUUUUCGUGUAGUGUGACAGCUAGAAUUGGUCUUGGUGUUGCUGUCGUGCAGUGUUGCUGUUGCUGUUGCCUUCGGGUCGUCGCUCGCGAGGGCUAACUCCUGGCAGUCGCUGUUCGUCCUUGCUGCGGUCUAGAGCCUUUAGCUUUCGCUCUAGCCAGGCUAGAUGCGACGCGUUUGGGGUUGAAGUGUGCGUGUUAAUGGAAACGUAAUGAGUGCGCCGUGCUAAUCGUUAUGCAAUCGCCUAGCUUCGAUUUCCAGCCGCAGUGAAAUGUCUCUAAAGCGUUAUGCAACUCUGCUGGCCUUCGGUCAAACCCAAAAUCAAAAGCACACAAUCCCGUCCACAACAACAUCGGUGCCUGCCACGACGGAGGAAAUUCCAUCAUCAUCGUAUGGAAGUUUCAGCAGCGAGGAGCUGGUGUCCCAGUCCCAACCCCAAUCCCAGUCCCAGGAGCAUGUCUCAUCCUCGUCCUCGGUGUCGACGCACACCACCUACUACACCGGCGGACUGGGGCAAUAUCAUCAGCAGCGCGGUGGCUCAGGAUCUGUCAUUUCGGGCGUUGGUGGCGGUGGAGGACCUGGUGGACCCCAGACGUAUGCAAAUGUUGUCAACGGCAAUGUGAAUCUGCUGCUCGGCGGGGCGAUGCUUUCCCUGGUGACAACCAUUUUGUGUGUGGUCUGCUAUUGUUGCCAUCGGAAUAUCAAAAAGCGGACAGAGGCCGCCUACAGACAGCAGCAGCAUCAGUGGCUCGAAGGCGAUCCCAACAUGGAAAUAUACAGCGUGGAACAGUGCUACGAGACAUCUGGCCUGUUUCUGGGGGACUCCACAGAUGGACUGUCCGCCGUGCCCGCCCUGCACCACGAACCACCGCCCUCGUACGACGCGGUGGUGCUGCACGAGCAGCAACUCCACCAGCAGCAGUUGGAGCAACAGCAGCAGCAGCAAUUGCAGCUGCAGCUGCAACAGCAGCAGCAGCUUCUGAUGCAGCGCGUCUCACCGCCGCCGGGAUACCGCUCCUCGCUGGACAUCAGCGGGGGGCAGGGGACGAGCUUUGGCCGCGGUACACCCGAUGGCAGCGGGGACGCAGUGGCCGGGGGCAGUGCCGCGGGGGCAGCUGGAGGUCUCCUGGUCAACAAGCAGCUGCAGCUGGCCCUGAAUGCCCAAUCCUGCUGCUCAUUGCAGCGGGCCGAGGUGGAGAGCAUGUGGAACGCGGCGGCGGCGGCGGUGGCUGCCCGCAGCGGAAAUUGCCUGGAAAUGGAGACGCUGCAGGUCUGCAAGCCGACCCAGAACAUCAGAUUGAACACCUUCGGGCGGCGGUAUCUGCAGCAGAGCCACCAGCACAGUGGCAACCACUACCGACGCGGCUGUCCGCUGUGCGGCAAGUUCCGCUACGAGGGUGAGGCGGAAGAUGAGCCCCUAACCGCUCUGUCCGUGGAGAGUGGUCUGAAUAUGACUGGGCGAAGGGAGGAGCCGGCUCUAUGUCCCUGUCCCAGCGACAUCGAUAAUGGCAACCACAUUUCUGGGGAUGCUCUGCAGGACGAGGCCAACGGGAAUGUUCGGGUCUGCACUAUUGAUGAACCACCUCAAAAUGACGCCGUGCCCUUGUCCAUAACCGCUGUCAAUGAUGAAAAUGACAACGCAGCAACAUCAGACACACCACAAACAACAUCCAGUGAUGGCAGAGAGCCGGAGGAGGUGGAGCAGGAACAGGAACUGGAGCAGGAACAGGCCACGGGACAACAGGUCGAACAGGAUUUAAACAACAUUAACGAAAACGGCAUCAUCAGCCUGGACAUGAGCAAAAUCAUUGACAGAUCGGGACUGCCCACAUACGAGGGUGCCAUCAAACUGGAGUCCAGUGGUUAUGUGUGAGCCCAACGAGGAAUUAACAUUAGUUAUAAAGCUGUAGUCAAAAAAUCUACAACACAAGUGUGCUUAACUAAGAUAAGUUGCGAAUAGAGAGAAGUGCCAGUAAAAACAACAGGUUUUUCGAACUCAAAGUUUUAAAUUUCGUAAGUGGCUCUGAAUAAGCUUUGAAGAGGGUUAAGAUCUCACUGCAGUUAAUGAAGAAUACCACUCUUAAAUUAUAGGAAUAUACUAUUAAUAUCUAUUCGUUAUUAAGAGCUUAUGGAGGAAGUGUCUGCUAACAUGAACUGGCUAUCCUUGCGAUGUCUGUGGUAAGAAGGAAAAUUUGAAGCAAAAACGGAAACAAUAAUUUUAACGUUCAAGUGUUUAGAAAUAAGCCCAUGCAUAUCCCUGUAAAUGUUCGUUUCGAAUACUCGUAUCAAUAAAAUCAAAUCAAAAGUUGUAAUCGAAAGCAACAAGCAACUCAAUAACCCCAAUUCGCAACCUUCGCCUUAUUGCACACGAGCACUGUUUUGAGUUUAUAAUGCUCGGUCGGACGCAAUCCGAUUGAUUUUGUAUUAAAUACGGGUGGGGAACGCAGCGAAGGAGAUGAUAAAAAACGAAACCAGAGCAAGGAAUGACAUGCAAACAAAUCGCCAAAGACAACGGCUAACAAGCGGCAAGAUAACAGCCAACACCACCCACUCGCCAUUUUUCUCCAACCCCCUUUAGUUUUUCCGUUUUCCUUUUCCACCGCACUUACCUCAGACAGACAACGGGUUUAUGUCUCUGUCUUUUCGUCUGGAUCAUUUGCAUGAGGGGAUCAAGAGAAAUUCAAGGGGAAAAGUGUCACCAGGUCGGCUACGAGAUUCUCUUACAUAAUUAUAACAACUCUCUUUAAAUAUCUAAUGGACUGUGCAAAUGGUUUUGAAACAGUUGCAAAGUAUAUCAGCGCUCAAGUUAACCUAUUAAUUUAAGCUCUGACCAUAAUUAACUAAACAACAAAACAACACUGAAUAUUAAGUAUGCGUACAUAUUUUCAUAAAUAUCAAGUAUACGCAACGUUCGCAUAC